This is a messenger RNA of Ixodes scapularis (black-legged tick), 3432 nucleotides long. RefSeq names its product ATP-binding cassette sub-family C member 2-like. Gene Ontology annotation, biological process: transmembrane transport. Bases 1 to 3432 code for a protein of 1143 amino acids. Gene Ontology annotation, molecular function: ATP binding; ABC-type transporter activity; ATP hydrolysis activity. Gene Ontology annotation, cellular component: membrane. Lineage: Eukaryota; Metazoa; Arthropoda; Arachnida; Ixodida; Ixodidae. The record is from RefSeq and is a predicted model, not a curated record. The transcript is spliced from 19 exons.
AUGGCCUGCCAACAGCUCCACUUGGCUUUUUUGUUGGGACUUCGCGUUCGCAGCAUGUUGCAGGCGGCGAUAUUCAGAAAGAUCACCCGGCUCUCCCAGACGAGCCGAUGCGCCAACCCGUCUGGCUACCUGGUCUCUGUCCUCGGCGUCGACUGCAUGCAGCUGUCCAUGAGCAUCACACAGAUGCCCACGGAAGUGGUCGGCGUCCUCGUCAUGCCGCUGAUAGUCUACCUCCUGGCCGCUCGCGUGGGAACUGACCCGGCGCUCUGCUGCGCAGCGUGGAUGCUGGGAUCGCUUCUCCUCAUCAUUCCAGUGGCGAGGCUCCAGAACGCCAUUUGGCGGCAAAUCAUGGUGUACCGCGACGAACGCUUGAAACGUCUCUCGGACGUUCUUUCUUCGGUGCGACUGGUCAAGAUGUACGCUUGGGAAGACGCCUGCACGGAUGCAGUGGACAGGCUCAGAAGGAAGGAGAUGCUUCCCAUAUUUCUGAUCAACCUACUUGACGGCUUCAUUGAUUCGCUGUACAGCGCAUCCAGCUCUGUGAUGCUCAUCAUACUCUUCGGUUCCUUGACAAUCCUGGACCCAAGUCGAACACUCGACGCCGCCCUGUCGUUUUCGGUCAUUUACAUUAUUUCUAUCAAUGACUUGCUGACGAUGAUCCUGGCUCAAUUCAUGAGGAUGCGAAGCAUGGUGUCGCUGGGCAUCGGCAGAAUCGCAAAGUUGUGCUCGGAGGAAGAGCAGGAAGAAAGUUCCGCGGAAUCAAAGCUGUAUACGCGGCCCAUUGCUUUCCUCGCAGGCGAGAUCCUUCUAAGCGACUGCUCUUUCGUCUGGACCAAAAGGGAAGAAUGCCUAAGCGAUCCAACGCUCAAAUCUGUUUCCCUGGAAAUAGCGCCGGGGUCGCUCGUGGGACUGGCUGGUUUCGUUGGCAGCGGCAAAUCUUCGCUCCUGGCAGCCAUCUUGGGGGAUAUGCACUGCGUAGAAGGCACCAUUACGACCUCCGGCCGCAUCAGUUACGUCCCGCAAGUGGCCUGCGUGUACAACAUGACCGUCCGCGACAACAUUCUCUUCGGGGAGAAGUUCGAUCCGGUACGCUACGACCGAGUCCUGGAGGCCUGUGAGCUACUCAGCGAUAUCAACAGGUUUCCUGCAGGAGACCUCACUGAAGUAGGGGAAAAGGGUGAAACACUAAGCGGUGGGCAAAAGCAGCGCAUUUCACUAGCACGGGCGGCGUACUCCCGAUCCACCAUAUGCCUGCUUGACGACUCGCUGAGUGCUUUAGAUCCUACAUUGGCCGCAAGGGUAUUCACGCAAGUUGUGGGAAACACCGGGCUUCUAAAGAGCAGGACUCGAAUCCUGGUAAGCAACCAGGGCAACAUACUCAAGAACAUGGAUAAGCUACUGUUAAUGGACGGCACAACGGUGAUUACGCAUCAAAGCAUUACCGAUCUAUUCCAAGACGAACGAGCUCCAGAAACACUUCGGCUGGGCGUGUCUUCCAAGAGAUCACUGUCAAGCGAUCCUGGAAGCAUGGAUAAGCCCACAUCGCAACAAGAGAUUUCAAAUGGGAGGAUGACACAAGAUGAACGGACGUCCUCCUUUAUGGGUUCAUUAGAAGUUUCGUGCUCCCUAUUGAGGCUUUCGGGUAUCUGGAUGCCCCUGGCGGUCGCCUUCUUCGUGGCCAGUGCGGCAGUCCUCGCGUGGCAGCAACUGUGGAUCAAGCAGUGGACCGACGCCAGCUCUCCAAUGUCCACCAGCGAUCCACGGGAUCCUUUCUGGGUCAGGGGCCUGGUAGUCUUAUGCAUGUGCGAUGUGCUAUUCCGGAUCACUGGAGGUGCGCUGCUGGCCAUCGGCUGCCGUCAGUUGUCCCUCACCCUGCACCAAUCCAUGCUGAGCCACGUGCUCAACAGUCCGGUGUCCUUCUUUGACGCCCAUCCGCGUGGAAGGCUUCUGAACCGCUUCACCGUCGACGUCGAGGCUAUCGACACCCGACUGUACCUGACCGGAAAACAAAGCGUCCAGAACACCCUGCUCAUGCUAGCACGGUUGUUUGUCAUCGGCAGCCAGGUGCCGCUGAUUCUGGCCGUGGGGUUCGUCGCCGCCAUCUUACUCGGGUUGGGAAUGCGCAUUGUCGUGCGAGCAUCCAUCAGCCUCCGGUUCCUCGAGAGCACCUACGUGUCCAGGCUGCUCCAGCACGUCACCGAGACCGUAGACUCCCUGAGCACCGUCCGAUCGUACGGCGUCGUAGACCGCUUCUGCCACCACUUCUAUCGGCUCACGGACGAGGGCAUGCGAGUGGUCUACGGCUUUACAGCCUGUUUCCGCAUGGCCAGGACCAUGGCCAGUCUCCUGGGCUUCGUGGUCGUGCUCACGACGCUUAUUCUGACCACCACGUUCUCUUCCGAGGCAGAUGACGUCACCAGGGCCAGCAGUGUUGGGCUGGCCCUGAGCUCUUCAGUUGCAGUUCCGUUGACCUUGUCGACCAUCUGCUUAAUAAUGUUCAACGUGUUUCAACAAAUUGUAUCCUUGGAGCGCUGCCUGGAGUACACCAAGCUCCCGAAAGAGGUUCAAAACGAGCGUACGACUGCUACUUCAGAGAACGUUAACCAAGGCUUACGUUCAAGAACCCUCUUGGUGAACGAUAGCUGGCCGACGAGAGGUCAAAUAGAAUUUCAAGAGUACUCGGCGUCCUACAGGCCAGGAGACUUACCGGAUGUGUUGAAGGGUGUGACAUUCUCUGUUCAGUCUUACGAAAAGGUGGGAGUGGUAGGGCGUACGGGUGCCGGCAAAUCAUCGCUCGUCCUAGCCCUGCUCCGAGUCCUCAAGGCUUCGCAGGGCCGGAUAACAAUUGACAGCGUGGACAUCACUCAAGUGCCGCUGAAGAGGCUCAGGUCUGCUAUCACCGUCAUUCCUCAGGACCCAAUCCUUGUUCGCGGAAGCCUUAGAGACAACUUGGACCCGAUCGGCACCCACACGGAUGAAGAACUUUGGGAUGCCUUGCAAAAAUCUCACUUGGACGAGUUUGUGUCCAAGCAUCCGCAAAGGCUCCUUCUGGACACUGGAGAUGGGGGAGCCAAUCUCAGCGUUGGGCAGCGACAACUGGCUUGUCUUGCCCGGGCCUUGAUUCGAAGACCGCAAGUUCUUAUUCUGGACGAAGCCACUUCGCAGAUGGAUGGCGACACAGACCGCCUUAUCCAAGCCACACUUCGACAGAGUUUCGGAAAAUGCACCGUGAUGGCCAUCGCACACAGAAUCCAUACUGUGCUCGACUACGACAAGAUCUUAGUCAUGGGCGACGGGAGAGUCAUGGAGUACGGAUCCGUGGCUGAACUACUGUCCAACCCUGCAACGAUGUUCAGCAGAAUGGUCCAGAGCGCAGGAGUGGCGCCAUCUCCCGACAACAGGACACGGGAACUUUAUCAAACUAAACUUUAG